AUGCCAGUGCAGGUGCAAAGCGACUUGUUUGGUGGAGACCGGUCGUCGCAAAAGCUCGUUCAUCGAGAUGACCCCGUCGUUCCGUCAAGCCGAACGGUAGACUUGGUGGCAACUACUAAACGCAAAGUACUUGUGAAAAAAAGCCGAUCGGAGAUGGAGUCAACAGGCGAGCGUGUCAGGAAAUUGAAACCUCUGCCGAGCGACGAGACCGUCUUCUACUCGAAUAUCUGGUCUCCACCUGAAACACGACGUGACGUGUCGGCUGCUAAGAAGUCGAAGCAACUCGUGGACAUCAGUCAGGUGGCACACGUGUUGACGUCGUUGGACUAUAAGAGUGGCUACGAGAAACCCGAGGAUGCAGACUUGUUCAAUAUUUGGGCGCCGCUGGGUUCACAGCAGAAUAUACAACGUGCAGCACAGUUGAGCAAGACACAACAACAUACGAUCGGCAACGUAUCGGCACGGAUAUCCGAGCGCAGCAGUGACGAAAGUUUAGCAGUGGUUACCCCUUCUAGCGUACUGAGCCUGGGUCCAUUACGAAUGGAUGUCAACACGCUCCGAAGACCGCUGUCGUCAAAUGGUGUUGCUAGCAUGAAACACGAUCCUGUGUCGGCCCCGUAUCGAAAAGGUGCGAACGUGGUGUUCUCGAGCGUAUUGACGAGCAAUGGAACCGUGGACAUGAGCUGGAACUCGCAGUUCUUGUUGGGACUGCACGAACCGGUUCGCCAUGCUCUCUUCGUGAUUGAUCGGUUCUUGGAGCGCAGCCGUGACUGGAAGUCGCCGACAAAUUGGAAUGUGCGCGAGUUUUUCAGCUGGUUUAAGCUGCACUUUGUUGAAUUCGUGCGGAACCAACGCGAUGUGAAGGCGACGGUCCUCUUUCCGCUGGUGGUGAUCAAGUUUGGGGAAAAACGUGACAUCUUUGCACUGUACGAAGCUAUUUUUGCACUCAUGGAUGUGGUUAUCGCACAAGAAGAUGGCUUGCUGCUGUCGGCUGCGUCGUCAGCUGGUUCAUGGAUAGCUUGCCUCAGUCUUCUUCAAGACGAUAUUCGGCGUCUCAACCACCUCCUGCUCAAUGUGCUCGCACGAGAAGAAGAAGUUUUCAAGCCUGCGAUUGAGCUCGCGUUUUCCGAGAAAGCUUUCCGUCGAUAUGUCAUGCCGCGGAUCUUUCGUGCGAUUCGACCGAAGCGCGUUAUGAUCCCCUGGAUCGUGGAGCGAAGCCGUGUUUGGGGCGACAACAAGGUCGCAAAUGCGUAUAGGGAUGACUUGUCAUUUACAGCACGGUUUCUCUACGAACAUGUCUGGCACCCGUAUUUUGCGAACAAUAUCGCAUCGGCCAUGAAGCACCUGGGCAACGAUCUGGACGGUGUGGCUGCCAAAGCCUCAGACGAAUCGUGUUUCGGGUGCGUUGUCAUGUAA
Molecule: messenger RNA, 1416 nt
Organism: Peronospora matthiolae
Lineage: Eukaryota; Oomycota; Peronosporomycetes; Peronosporales; Peronosporaceae
Source: the annotation of a GenBank genome assembly